Molecule: messenger RNA, 6942 nt
Organism: Paramecium pentaurelia
Lineage: Eukaryota; Ciliophora; Oligohymenophorea; Peniculida; Parameciidae
Source: the annotation of a GenBank genome assembly
AUGGUGAUUGUCCACAGUCUGAAUUAUGGAACAGUUUUGAUUCAAAAUGAAAAGGGAGGACAAAUACAAACAAAAGUAAUUCAUUUGAUAAAUUUAAGGAAAUAUUCUUUUCAUAACCUUUUUAGCAGAUCCCUUAAGUGGCCAUUGCACUUCUUAAUGGUCAUGGAGAUAUAUUUGCAGAAAUUCACAAUAUAAAUCAAGAAGGUACAUGAGUAUCUAUAUAAAAUAAGGAUUUUCAUUACAAAUGAUGGCAUCAAAUGAGAUUGAGGCAGAAUUUGCCUAUUUAGCCAUAGAAAAUGAUGAGAACUAUCAAAUUGAAUGUUUUAACCGCAUUGAUGUUGGAAAUGAGAUUCAAUUUCCUCUAAUUAUCUAGAGACCAACAUUUAUUGGUGUUUUAGCUACUAAUACUCAUGCAAAUAAUUUCAAUAUUGGUAUUCAUUGAUUUCAUUGGCAAAGAUUUACUUGAUGGUAAUCUCAUUGUUGAUAAUGAUGGAUAAUUGAACAUGUGUAUAAUUAUAACAAAUGAGGAACAACCUAUCGAAUUGAUUGGAUAUUAGAAUUACCAAGAACAAGAAGUUGCUGAAUUUCAUUCAUUUAAAAAAUAGAAUGCCAUGUAACUCUUUUAUAAUUAAUUCAUCUUAGGAGCUUAGUAUAAGCUCAGCAAUCCCUUGAAAUAACACAUUUAGAUUAACAUAAAUCUUUUGAAAUUUGGCACCAUUAAUCUAUUGAAAUUAUUAAGGAUUCCUCUAAUGAAGUAAAUUAAACUCAUAAAUCAAUUGAAAUUGUGAGUGAAGAUUAACCUAAUUAAACAUAAUUCAAAUAAUAAGAAUCAAUAGAAAUAUUUAAAUUGGAUGAUUAAGAAUCAUAAUCAAAUAUUGAUUAGAAAUUAAUUGCUGAAGAUAUUAAUCUAGACAAUAUUGAUGAUAAUCUUGAUUCUAAUAAUAAUUAAUUAGAAGAUAUUAAAUUAGAAGAUUCUUCAAAUGUUGAUUAAUUGACCUAACAGUAAACAACUGAAGAUGCAUCUAAUUAAUUAGAAGAUAUCACAUUAGAUAUUGAAUCUGAAUAACAAAAUUUAUAAUCUGAAACUAUAACUCUUGAUGAUUAGUAAUAAUCUAAUGAAUAAUCUUAAUAACAACUAGAAAAUAAUUAAUAAGAAUAGAUCGAAGAUGUGAAAUUAGUAACUGAAGAAUUGAUAAAUAAUGAAAAUUCAUAAGAAAUUAAGUUGACUACUGAUGAGGUUCAAAUCAUAGAACCAAAAAAUGAAUCAUUAUAAAACUCAGAAGAAUAAUAAUCAGUUAUUGAUAAUCAAUAAGUUGAUUAAGUAUAAACAGAAUAAAUUGAUUAAUAAAAUUAAGAUUAAGAUAUUUCUAAUUUAUCAUCUGAGGUUGUGAUCAAUAAUAAUGAUUAAGUACUCUAAUAAGAGGAUGUUACAUUUGAUAGUUUUGAUAAUGAUAAUGUAAAUUAAUAGGAGGAAUCACAAUAAGAAAUCUAAACUGAAGAUAUAAAAUUAGAUGAUACUACUAUUUCUUCAAUUAAUGCUGAAGAUAUUCCUCAAUAAUAGGAUGCUAUAGACAUCCAAAAUGAUUAAUUAUCUACUUAAUAAGAAGUUUAACCAAUUGAGGACACUACAUCAACUGACGAUGUUGUUGUUCAUGCAGAUGAAGUUAAAAUUGAAAAUGUGAAGAUUUCAGAAGCAAAUUUGGAUGACAUAAGUACAGAUUAAUAAGUAUAAGAGGAUAAUUCAGAAUAGAUAUAAGAGGAUAAUACAGAAUAAAUAGUAUAAGAUAAUACAGAAUAAACAUAAUAAGAUAAUACAGAAUAAAUAGUAUUAGAUAAUACAGAAUAGUUAUAAUAAGAUAACACAGAAUAAAUAUAAUAAGAUAAUACAGAAUAGUUAUAANGGCACCAUUAAUCUAUUGAAAUUAUUAAGGAUUCCUCUAAUGAAGUAAAUUAAACUCAUAAAUCAAUUGAAAUUGUGAGUGAAGAUUAACCUAAUUAAACAUAAUUCAAAUAAUAAGAAUCAAUAGAAAUAUUUAAAUUGGAUGAUUAAGAAUCAUAAUCAAAUAUUGAUUAGAAAUUAAUUGCUGAAGAUAUUAAUCUAGACAAUAUUGAUGAUAAUCUUGAUUCUAAUAAUAAUUAAUUAGAAGAUAUUAAAUUAGAAGAUUCUUCAAAUGUUGAUUAAUUGACCUAACAGUAAACAACUGAAGAUGCAUCUAAUUAAUUAGAAGAUAUCACAUUAGAUAUUGAAUCUGAAUAACAAAAUUUAUAAUCUGAAACUAUAACUCUUGAUGAUUAGUAAUAAUCUAAUGAAUAAUCUUAAUAACAACUAGAAAAUAAUUAAUAAGAAUAGAUCGAAGAUGUGAAAUUAGUAACUGAAGAAUUGAUAAAUAAUGAAAAUUCAUAAGAAAUUAAGUUGACUACUGAUGAGGUUCAAAUCAUAGAACCAAAAAAUGAAUCAUUAUAAAACUCAGAAGAAUAAUAAUCAGUUAUUGAUAAUCAAUAAGUUGAUUAAGUAUAAACAGAAUAAAUUGAUUAAUAAAAUUAAGAUUAAGAUAUUUCUAAUUUAUCAUCUGAGGUUGUGAUCAAUAAUAAUGAUUAAGUACUCUAAUAAGAGGAUGUUACAUUUGAUAGUUUUGAUAAUGAUAAUGUAAAUUAAUAGGAGGAAUCACAAUAAGAAAUCUAAACUGAAGAUAUAAAAUUAGAUGAUACUACUAUUUCUUCAAUUAAUGCUGAAGAUAUUCCUCAAUAAUAGGAUGCUAUAGACAUCCAAAAUGAUUAAUUAUCUACUUAAUAAGAAGUUUAACCAAUUGAGGACACUACAUCAACUGACGAUGUUGUUGUUCAUGCAGAUGAAGUUAAAAUUGAAAAUGUGAAGAUUUCAGAAGCAAAUUUGGAUGACAUAAGUACAGAUUAAUAAGUAUAAGAGGAUAAUUCAGAAUAGAUAUAAGAGGAUAAUACAGAAUAAAUAGUAUAAGAUAAUACAGAAUAAACAUAAUAAGAUAAUACAGAAUAAAUAGUAUUAGAUAAUACAGAAUAGUUAUAAUAAGAUAACACAGAAUAAAUAUAAUAAGAUAAUACAGAAUAGUUAUAAUAAGAUAAUACAGAAUAGAUAUAAAAUGAUAAAGAGGAUAAUACAGAAUAGAUCUAAUAAAAUAAUACAGAAUAAAUUUAAGAAGAAAUUCAAGAUAAUAAUAUAAAUAGUGAAAUAAAAGAAUAAUCUGAAGAUAUUUCUGUAGAACCAGAUGCUUUUUCAGAACCUUAAUAAAAAGUAACUUAAAUUAAUGAUGAUUCUCUUAAGUAAGAAUAAGAUAUUGAUGAAAUGAUUAAAUUUGCAUAAGAAUUAAAAGAAUAAGCUAAAUAAUUAAAGAAUAAAAGUAGAAAUGAAAGAUAAUAAGCAAAAUUAGAUAUUAUGGAAUAGGCUAAUAUUUUAGAGAAGGAAGUUGGCAAAUUAGAAAAUGAAAGUGAAGAACCUUAAGUUGUAGAAGAUUAAAUAAGUUUGGAUGUUAAUUCUGCUUAUGAUGAUUAAAAGGAUAUAUAAAUUGAAUAACCUUAGGAAGAAUAAUAGCCCCCCAUCAUCUACUUAAAUGACAGUGGAGUCAAUCCAGAGUAAUAGUUAAUAACAUAAGAUAUCAAAGAUGAUGAUAAACUUAUGAUCUCUGAAAAUUCAUUAUAGGAAUAAGUUGAUUAGGAAUUGCAAUCAUAAGAAUAAUAGGUUGAAACUACAUCUCAAAUUGGAGAAGAAGAUAUAUAAAUUAUUGAUGCUUCCAUUAAAUUAGAUGAAGAUCAUUAAGAAUUAGAAAUAUAUCAAUCUGGUCAAGUUGAAGUCAUUCCUGAAUAAGUUUAACCUGAAGUUGAAAUCAUUUCCGAAUAAGUUUAACCUUAAGUUGAAGAAGUCUAAUAAACUGAAUAACCUCAAGAAUAGAUUGAAGUAGAACCUUAAGAAGAUUAUGUUUAGGAAUAAGAAACAACAAAAGAAGAAGGUGCUAUUGAAAUUGGAUUAACAACAGAUGAAGGUGAAGCAUUUAUUAGAAAACCUAAGAAGUCUGAUUUCUUAAGAGAAAAAUAAAGAUUAAAAGAUAAAUUAAAUAAUGUUAUUAAAGAUUUUAAACUAGACUCUGUUGAUAGUAAUACUUUAGAUUCUGUAGUUGAGGGGGAUAAAUAAUAUUCUUUAAUUAUUGAUAGAUUAGAUGUUCCUGAAAAUAAUGAAUAAGUUAUUGUGUUAAAAGAUGAGGAUUAUGAAUAAAGUCAAAUUGAACCAGAACCAGAAAAAGAAGUUAAAUAACUUGGUGAUUAUUUAGAAGCAGUAGAACCAAAUAUUGAAAAUGUUAAUUUUAUAUAUGAUGAUGAAUAACAAUAGGAAUAAUAAACCAUUUAAAUUGAAGAUAUCAAAUUAAAUGAUGAUAAUACAGAUGAAGAAACUAAUUACAAAAUUGUUGAGGCUAAAGAUGAUGAUCUUGUUGAUACUACAUUAGAAUCUAUAGAUGAUUCAUAAUAAUAUUAAUUAUUAUCAACUGAAGUUGCUGUUACUGCUGAAGAAACAUCUACUGCUAAUGUUGAAAAUUAGAGUGAAGAUGAAAUUAAUAUUUCUUUUGAUGAAUUCCAAAAGGAACUUGAAGUAUUAGCUAAUACUAUUGGUAAUAUCAAAUAAGAAAAUAUAGACACAAAAUAAAAUAGUGACUACAUUGUUGUAAAUGAUAAUAGUUAGAUUUAUGAAGCUACCUAUGAUGAAUAAAGCAAUGAUUUACCAUAAGAAGAUGAACCUUAAAUUUAAGAGGAUCAAUAAAUUUACUAUUAAGGAUUUGAAGAUGAUCAAAAUAAUUCAAUUGAAAUAGAAUAACCUGAAAAUUAAGAUGAAUAAUUGUAAGAAUAAUAAGAAGUUGAAUAAGAAUUUGAUGUUCCAGAAUAGGAAAAUAAUUAAGAAUAAUUAUCUGAAGAUCAAUUUUUAGUUAACGAAUAAUCCACAGAAGAUUCAGCUCAACAAGUUGAAACUUAUGAUGAUGCUGAACCUCAGGAUUAAUAUCUAACCAUAGAUAAUUUAGUUAAGGAUAGUUAAGCUAUUGCAGAAUCUUAUGAUUAGGCACCAUAAUAUUAUGAUGAAUCUGAUAAUGAAUCCAAUGAAUAAUAGAAUUAAAAUGUAGUUGAAAGCUCAUUAGAAUCAGAUUAUGAUAUUUCUGAAUAAUAAUAAUAAAAUUAAGAGAUUAAAGAAUAAUAAAAAAGUGAUAAUGGAUAAUAAUAAUAAUAAGAAUAAGAUUUUGUUGUUAUGAAAGCAGAUUAAUUUAAACCAUAGUUAUAGGAUGAGGUUUAGUAAUAAGAAUAGUAAUCUGAUAUCCAAUAGGUAGAUGACAUCUAUUCAGAAACUCCUAAAGACGAAAAUGAAAUAGAUAUCAUUGUAGAUGUAGGAAAUCAAUAAGAUGAUUAACCUUAAUUAAGUGAAUAAGAUUAUGAUUACGGAGACAAUUUUGAAAUUUAAUAACCUGCUAAAAAUGAUGCUGAAUAAUAAUCAUAAUAGUAAUAAUUAUAAUAAUAACAACAAUAAUAAUAAUAGUAAUAAUAGUAAUAAUAGUAAUAAUAAGAUUAAUAGUAAUAAUAAUAAUAAUAAUAAUAAUAAUAAUAAUAAUAGUAAUAGUAAUAGUAAUAGUAAUAGUAAUAGUAAUAAUAGUAAUAGUAAUAGUAAUAAUAAUAAUAAUAAUAAUAGUAAUAAUAAUAAUAACAACAAUAAUAACAAUAAUAAUUAUAAUAAGAUUCUAUAUCUAGUAAGAAACAUAAAUAAAAAAUUUAACAUUCAAUUACAAUUUCUCAUAAUCCUUAAGAAAGUAAUAAUAAAUAAACUGAUAGAUCUAUUGAAAUAUAACAUGAAGAUAAAUCUCUAAAAAUUGAGCAUCCUGUUAAUUAAGAAGAAUUAAAGAAAGAUUUGAAGGAAUAAUUAAAAUAAGAACUCAAAGAAGAAUUAAAAUAAGAAAUAAAAUAGGAAAUAUAAGAAUCACACAAUAGAAGAAAAUCUCCUAGUCUUGUUAUAGAAGAUAAUGUAGCUAAAGAUCCAGAAAGACCUGCUUAAAAAGCCAUAAACAAUUUUAACAAUCUACUAAAUGAUGUAGUAGAUGAGACCUUAAAAGAAGAGGAUAAAAAACACUAUUAGAAAUUACCAAUAGUAGAUGUAAAGAAAGAGUCUUUUAAUAAAGUAGAACCUAAGAUUGAAUAAGGAAUUGAAGACCUAAAGAAAGCAUUAGGAUUAAAAGGAGGAGUAGAAGUUGUUGAUAACAAUGGUAAGAAGCAAGUCAUUAAUGUUGAUGAUCUUAAAAAAGAAAGCGAGAAAUUGUUAACUCGUCCAGAAAGAGAUAAUAAAAAUGAUAGCCCUUAAUAUGAAGAAUUUUUGAAAAAAGUAACUGAAAAACCAUAAACAAACAAUAAUGAUUAAUUUAAAAAUUAUGAAGAAUAACAUAACAUAAGAAAAUAAGAAAUUUUAGAGAAUAUAAAGAGAGAGUUAGAAAUAAAGAAAGGUCAUUUCACAGUUCCAAAUGAUUCUCCUCAAGGUAUAAUAUUAUAUUAUGAUAUAAGCAGAGUUAUCACCUUAUGAAUUCGAGAGAGUUUAUUUGGAUUGGGAAAAGAACAAAUAGGAUAUCAUACCAAGCAUGCUCUAACAUUCAAUAGAAUAACCUAUUACUUAAGAAAUGCAUUCUAAUUCAGAAGUAGUACAAUAGAAAUCUAGUGAGAGAGUUUCUAGAAAAGAAGAAGUGGAGAAGGAAGUUUAAGAAUUACUUUAUGGAAAUCAAAAGAAUAGGAAAUAACAAUCAAAAUAAUCUUCAAAAGGUUAAUAUUUAUUAUUAUAAAUUUAAGAGUUUAAAGUGGAAGAUUUGAAAUAUAUAAAGGAUGAUCCACUUUUGGAUGCCACUUAUAGUGGAUUUUUAUAAGUGAAAGCAAACUUAAGAAGAAGAUAACAGUGAU